AUGACAAACGAUCCUAAUCUGCAAUUACCACUGAGUUUUGGUGUUGCCCAAUUUUUUUUUGACAAGCCAAAUGCAUCAUCGCAAAAGAACAAUUUUUUUUUAUUGCAUUUGGCUUGCCCAAAAAAUUUGGAAACACCAAAACUCAGUGGUAAUGGCAGAUUAGGAUCUUUUGUCAAAAAUUUUUUCUGGCAGACCAAGAAUGGCUCUUAG
Molecule: messenger RNA, 210 nt
Organism: Blepharisma stoltei
Lineage: Eukaryota; Ciliophora; Heterotrichea; Heterotrichida; Blepharismidae
Source: the annotation of a GenBank genome assembly